AACAACUGCAAUACGAUCAUCCACCAUGGGCCAACUCAAAGACCUCCCACCCGAUCCUCCAGCCUCAGCUUGCUCCUCCACCCCGUAUCCUCUCCCAGAAGAUGACCUUCCUCCCGCAUACAACGAAACGGACGACCCAACACCCUACCGCGACGACCCGCUCUCCCCGCCGCAAGAGGCCUACACCAUUCCCGGCCACCAGCGCUACCACAGCAUCCGCGAGAAGAACCGCCACUCCGGUGUCGUCACGCAAGACUCGACCCUCUCCUCGGACCCCGAAGCCCUCUACAGUUUCAUCGACAAGCAGACUCGCCUGCCCCCGCGACCAUGCCUGAUCAUUGGCGGCCAGCACCACGAAAAGGAACGCCGCGGCAACGACUCCACCCGGAAGACCGUCUGCGACUUCAACUUCCGCAUCGACCUCACCCGCACCCUGCUCACCUGGGGGGCUGGUGUGCGCACCGGGCCCCUCCAGCGCUGGUCCUACACCACCGUCGUCAGCGACCACGAUAACCAGCGCGUGUAUCGCGGGGGACGCUGGCCCACGCGCGGAGCGAGCACAGCAGACACAGGCGGUCGCAUCGCGCUGCCCGACGCGAACUCCGAACCCGGCGAAGGCCAGGGACUGAUGGAUUUGGAGCCCGGCGACGGCGGCCAGAAUGAGGACUCUCCCGGGCUGCGGGGGUGGUGCCGGCGGUUCUGCAGCGACCCUGCGCCGGUCAAAUCAUUCACCUACCGAAGGAAUCUCAAUGGCUUCGACGCCGGCCCCAUGCGCACUAAGCUCAUCUCGCACAUCCGCUCCACGGGCUACCAAGGCCACGUGCACGUCUCCCCGUCGCUCGCGAACGGCAUGAUCACCAUCUACUCGCCGCACUGGAUCAACCGCCUGCGUAACCAUGGGUUCGUGUACUGGGCGUGCAUCAUCCUCCAGCUCUGGUUUAUCACCUGGCCCGUGAUCUGGUUUCUGGAGCGGCGCUACGAGGUGGUCCGGUCGGAGUGGUUUUCGUCGCAGCUCGUCUGUGAUCCGGCCCAUCCCGAUGGGCAGCGGAAGGUGUACGCCGGGAAUCAGGAUGAACUGACGGCGGCGGAGACGUGGGCGCCCGUCGUGCGGGAGGCGGUGUGGCAGGGGCGCAAGGGCGGAGACAUUCUCGGGGAGGAGGAGGUGGAGCGGCUGCGGCGGCUCGGCAUCCAGCGGAGGGAGGCGGUCGGUCAGGGCGGUGAGUUGAUCCGCCGCGGCCAGGCGGUGCUGGGCUUGAUGGGCAUUCGCAAUAUUGGCGGGGUUGAUGUCACCGGGGCAUGGGGGGCAGAUCGGUGUUGAUUCGUUGUAU
Molecule: messenger RNA, 1328 nt
Organism: Aspergillus homomorphus CBS 101889
Lineage: Eukaryota; Fungi; Ascomycota; Eurotiomycetes; Eurotiales; Aspergillaceae
Exons: 2
Coding region: 26-1318 (430 amino acids)
Source: RefSeq, a predicted model, not a curated record